UAUCAACCCGUGAUGUACCUGAAUGUAUGGUUCUGACCAUAUCAAUUGUAAACAGAGCCCCUCCUUGGACCCUCUCUCGACAACACUCUUUCGGACUGAAUCACUACGGAACUACUGUUUGCUGCCCGUUCACAAUCAAAAUCGCGCAGAGCCCGCGCAUCAUGCCGUUUGGCCUACAAGUCACCCGGUACUCUCAUGCAAACGGUUUGGAAACGCGGAGUACAGUAUUCCAUUUUCUAGCGCUGGGCCAUUAUAUGCGCAUGGACGAGUAUCCCUCAUUGCCAAGCAUGGGGGUUCCAAUAUCAGCUCAUGUUAUGCUAUCACUCCUGUUGUGCUGAGCCUACACAUGUUGCUCUCGGUAUUAGCAUGGACCAUGGUACUAGCAGUGUCCAGGUUGUGUCCAGGUUGGUUUGUCUCAUGUUGCCGUCCUUCUCCGAUGCUUUAAGCAGCAACUGAACAUCCUGGCGGCGUGCUAGCCACAAACAAUGCUGCGCAUAGGUACCCCACGCGCGUGUCCGUUUUAGAGUUUGAGUCCUUCGUGCAGACUGCUC
Molecule: messenger RNA, 551 nt
Organism: Aspergillus fijiensis CBS 313.89
Lineage: Eukaryota; Fungi; Ascomycota; Eurotiomycetes; Eurotiales; Aspergillaceae
Exons: 3
Coding region: 23-445 (140 amino acids)
Source: RefSeq, a predicted model, not a curated record